Colossoma macropomum (tambaqui) is the source of this 4861-nucleotide messenger RNA. It is a transcript of the gene antxr1b, whose product is annotated as ANTXR cell adhesion molecule 1b. NCBI's taxonomy places the organism in Eukaryota, Metazoa, Chordata, Actinopteri, Characiformes, Serrasalmidae. The coding region runs from base 137 to 2266 and encodes 709 amino acids. The record is from RefSeq and is a predicted model, not a curated record. Gene Ontology annotation, molecular function: signaling receptor activity. Gene Ontology annotation, cellular component: membrane. The transcript is spliced from 18 exons.
UGAAGGAGGUCUUUCUCUCUCUCUCUUCUCUCUCUCUCUCUCUUUCUCUCUCUUUCCUCCCUCGUGCUUUAGAGAGCAGCUGAGCUCUCUCUCUGUACUUUUUCCUCCUCCUUGCUCUGCUGGACGGCCUGUUGGGAUGGUGUGGGUGUGCUGGACCAGGCUGACCAGCGUGUGUGCGGUGGUGGUCCUGCUGGCCAGUGGUGCUGAUGGACAGGCUUACGAGCGCUGGGAGGCCGGAUCCUCCUGCUACGGCGGAUUUGACCUCUACUUUGUUCUGGACAAAUCUGGCAGCGUUAAGCACCACUGGAAUGAGAUUUAUUACUUUGUGGAUCACCUGACGCACAAGUUCAUCAGUCCUCAGCUCCGGAUGUCCUUCAUUGUCUUCUCUACGGAGGGUCGGACUCUGAUGAAGCUGACAGAAGACAGGGAUCAGAUCCGAGCUGGACUGGAGCAGCUCAUGCAAGUGUUACCAGGAGGAGAUACCUUCAUGCACAAGGGCUUCGAGCGGGCAAGUGAGCAGAUCUACUACGCAACUGGGGAUGGUUACCGCACAGCCAGCGUCAUCAUCGCUCUGACAGACGGAGAACUGCGCGACACUCAGUUUGACUUGGCGGCGAGAGAGGCCGCUCGGUCGCGUCAGCUAGGAGCCACCAUAUACUGUGUGGGAGUGAAGGACUUCAACGAAACUCAGCUGGCCAUGAUAGCGGACAGUAAAGAACACGUCUUCCCUGUGAACGACGGCUUCGAGGCGCUGCAGGGGAUCAUUGACUCGAUCCUGAAGAGGUCGUGCAUAGAGAUCCUAGCCGUCGAGCCGUCGACUAUAUGUGCUGGAGAAUCCUUUGAGGUGGUGGUCAGGGGAAAUGGUUUUCUCUCCGCGCGGGAUGCGAGCCGAGUGCUCUGCAGCUUCCGCAUCAACGACACCAUCACCGUCAUGAAGAGGCCUCUGCUUGUGGAGGACACAUACCUGCUCUGCCCAGCUCCUGUGCUGAAGGAGGAGGGGACAUCUGCCUCUCUCCAUGUCAGUAUGAACAACGGUUUGAGCUUUAUCUCCAGCUCUAUCACCAUCACCACACUCCGCUGUGUGAGUACAGUAUCGUCUCUGGGCACUACCACUACAAGCACCACUACAAGUACCACUACAAGUACCACUACAAGUACUACUACCAGUACCAGUAGCAGUACAGAGCGCAGCACUGCCGCCCUACUGGCCACUAGUUCAGCUCCAACGUCAGUCUGCCCGCUGCUAACAGUGGACGGGACGGUUCUGGCCAUUGCUCUGCUCAUCCUGCUGCUGCUGCUGGCUAUGGCUCUGCUCUGGUGGUUCUGGCCUCUCUGCUGUACAGUGGUCAUCCAUGAGCCACCACCGCCUGUGCCAGAGGAGAGCUCGGAUGAAGAGGAAGAUGGAUAUCCCAAAAAGAAGUGGCCAACAGUGGACGCCUCGUAUUAUGGUGGAAGAGGAGUCGGUGGCAUUAAACGCAUGGAGGUGCGGUGGGGAGAUAAGGGGUCCACAGAGGAGGGAGCGAAGCUGGAGAAAGCCAAGAAUGCUCGGGUGAAGAUGCCGGAGCAAGAGUUUGAGUUCAUUCCUACACGAACGCUGAAUAACGGCAUGCGCAAACCCAUCAGUUCUCAGAAGUGGUACUCACCUAUUAAGGGGAAGCUUGACGCUCUGGUCGUUUGGCUGAGAAGAGGAUACGACCGUGUCUCUGUGAUGAGGCCACAGCCGGGAGAGAAGGGUCGCUGUAUGAACUUCACUCAGGUCAAAUCGUACCCAGCUCCUCGGUACCCACGGAACAACAGCAACAACAACGCCUCUAGGCACAUCUACAGUCUUCCCCACAGCCCCACCCCACCGGCCCCAAAGAGCAACCUGCCCCCAAACCCACACUGCAGUUACCCCUCCCACUCCACAGACCCACACUGCAGUUACCCUAUCUACCCUUCCUAUCCCUCACCUUCUCCAGUGUCCUCCCUGCCCCCUCUUCCUUCAACCCCACCCCCUUCUACCAUUACACCACCCCCUUACACUCCCCCACCCACCAGAGCUUUACCCCCAGCCUCCUUCACUCUCACUUUGGCUCCUCCUCCCUCUCCACCCCCUGGUCCCUCUCCAUCAACAUUCCUGCCUCCGACUCCAGCACCAACUGCCUGUCUGUCUCUAUCAGUGACUGGCUCACUGCCCCCACCCCCUCAUUCUGCCCCACCUGGCCGAGCUCCUCCUCCAACCCGCCCUCCGCCCCGUCCCUCCCUUGAUGAUUUCCAGGACUGAUCAGGUCUCAAGGUCAGUCUUAGUCUGAAGCUCCUCACUCCACUCAGUUCUCUACCUUGGAGGAAUCUCUUGCAUCCUGUUUGGAUGACUCCAGUCCAGAUCUAAAAGCUUUGCCAAACGUUGAAGAUUUCUGAAGUCUUCCUGUCCAAUCUGAACCUUUACCCAGGUGACCGCCAAAAGCCUCAACAAAUAACUAGGAUUUUUUUCUCUUCAGAGAAUGUUCUGGAAGAAUGGAAGUUUUUCUUUGCGAAGGAGGCAACUACAAAGAAACAUGAUCAAACAUGUCUAAUUAGGAAAGCUGAUGUAAACAGAUUUGUCUUAAAAAUCAGCAUGAAUUUGAAAGCUUCUCAUGCUCCCCCUCCAUUCAGUUCACUCCAUCAGAGGAAUCUCGUGCAACCCCAAGGUAAUAUUUGGACAAGAGUCUGGACAAGUUCAGUUCUCCAGUGGACGCUUACUCCAAAUCCAAAAGUUUUGCCAAACGCUUUUUUAAAGUAGUCCAGUCACUUGUUCCAAAAAAGUCACAUAGAACAAGGGAGUCCAGCACCGGUCCUGGAGAGCCUUAGUCCAAGUUUCGAGAUGUUGCAGGUAACUUAACUGAUGGGUUGAAUCAGGGAAACUAACAAACUGUGCUAAAUUAAACGCUAGCGUUUACUUGAUGAAACGAAACCGAGCCACCACUAAACAGUCAGUUCUGAGUAUGCUCAAAGAGAACGUGCUGCACUGCAUGUGUCAAAUUUGCGUUUGGAAACUGACAAAUGCUCUUCUGUCCAAUGGUGACAGUCCAAUGGCGAGCUCACCUACCGGUGAGCUCGACAUACCCUCACACAGCACACAGCAGCUACUGCAGGAGGAAGAGUGUGUUCAGGGUUGUAGCUUGUGGAGAAGACACUGACCUGACUUUCAGGAUCCACUUUGGAUCAAACUGAUACAGCAGAACCGACGCCACUAGAGAUUGACAUGAUCAGAAAAAUGUUUUUGGAACAUUAAAGCUGUAAAUCUGUACUAUUAGAGCAAAAAUACAACUAUGAACAUAGAAAAUGAGCAUAAUAGGUCCCCUUUAACUCUGUACAGAUGAAACCACAAACUUGUAUUGAGUGCACAAAGCGUAUAUUUAUAUCAAAGCAAAAAAAAUGGAUGAGUCUUAGUGAUUAAUGGUUUGGGUCCAGUGUUCUUUCUACUUGUUCCGCUUUUUUUACUCGUCAGCAUUUGGCAGUGCCGGGUUGUGUAGCUUCAUCACCAUAUUCCAGUGUUUGCUUUCUCCUCAAGUUGGUUUCUUCUAGAUGUGAGAUUUGAAAGGAUGAAUAUAUAAAUGAAAAAAAGGAAAACAAAUUUUUCUACAGACAGAAACAGAGACCAUGUUGGUGUCUCCAUGGCAUAAGCCUCACAGAAACAAUACAUUUGCCUGCAGACGUCACAAGCACAACAUGUAGCUCCAAUUAUCAAAACAACACAGGCUGUUUACAUGAAAACAUUUUUGCCAAUGUGAUUAAAUUCAUUCAGAAUACAGAUUAAGACGGAGGUGUUUAUGUGCUCACUCUACUCAACAAUCUAAUGAAAAUCUCAGCUUACAUGCACACUACAAGAAAUCCAAAAUGAUGUACAUGUGUACAGAACCAUUUAAUGUAGCCGUUGCCAUGACAACCAGCAUCACGCGAGUCCAGUCAGAGUGAGAUGAGCAGCAGUGAGCAGCGCUUUGUUUUUAAUUACUUUAAAAUGAUUCCAGAUGCAGUAAAACGUACUUCACAUGUACUUAUUAAAGAAGGGCGAGAGGAAGAGACAUCAUGUUCUGAGACACAUCAGCUGGACGCCGUUUAUGCUUAAAGCUCAAAGCAUAAACUUCGUCUCCUCUGUAGACCAGUUUCUGCUCCCGCCAUGCUGAACGUUAUAAACUUACACUAUGAUGCGAACGAACAUGCGCAGAACAUACUUAACCUUUCCCAUUGGGAAUGUAAUCAGAUACAGGCGUUUACACAGUUAUUCUUCUUCUACUUAACGGAUUAUUUACCGGAUUACCCACCUCGUUAAAAUGAAUAGAAUUUGUUUUCCAAAUGGCUUAAGUCAGACUAGUCUAUUCCAGUUCAGGUGUAUACAUGGACGUAUUCUAUUCCAAUUGAGCUAUUAGUCGAACUAUUCACACAUUAUCAAGCCGCAUAUGAACGUGGUUAUUUAAACUGAGAGAAGGUUUCCCAAUUGAAGGACUCUGAAGAGUGAGAUCAAUAACAGAACUGUUUGUAGUUUGUUGAUAUAACUUAAAAGUGACUCACUUCUUCUUUUAUGAUAAGUGAGAACAAAUGACUCUGGGCCAGAUGUACAUAGAAGUGCAGGCACUGCAUGAAGUGCCUUCAUGUGGCCGCAAUAUGAGCAACACAGCAUCUGAACUAAGACUGACUACUAACUGAAAGCUUGAAAAGGAAACUAAAAAGGAAACGAAACAACUUUGGCCACAUCAUGACACAAUUUGUGCUGCCUCUUCUCACAUGUAUGUCUGAUCCCAAGAGUAUACGCAGUUAUUCUGAUGGUAAAUAUUCUUUUAUGUUGUGUUUGAGGCUCAUGUGUCCGUCUUGCUGCUAACUAAGCAGAAUGCGGCUGAUUGGG